AUGCACCAGGAUCAGUUCUUCCUUAGGUCACUUGAAAUACUGAAAUACAAAGAACAAGAAGACGUUCAAAUGUUUUCCGCUGUGAUGAGGAAACUUUACACUGCAUAUAUAAGAUCCGUUGUGAAAUCAUUCAGGAGUGGUUCUGUUGUUGCUGAACUAGAAAAUGAAUUCCAGAAUGACACGGUUAACCCUUCAUCUGCUGAGAUGGAAAGCAAAGUCUUGGAAGAGAUACGAAGUAAUAGUAGCAGGGCUGGAGAUCUCGAAGUAGAUACCAUUAACACUACUACUGCUGCAACAACACUCCAAGUGACAACAACAGCUGCAAUCACGACAAUUGUAACAACAACUGCACCACUAAUAUCAGCAGGAACCACAACUGUACCUUCAACUGUUGCAGGGACACCAACUCUACCCACAACACCAGCUGGAACCACAACAGCUGCACUAACAACUGUUGCAGGGACAACAACUAUACCCACAACACCAGCUGGAACCACAACAGCUGCACUAACAACUGUUGCAGUGACAACAACUCUACCCACAACACCAGCUGGAACCACAACUGUACCUACAACUGUUGCAGUGACAACAACUAUACCCACAACACCAGCUGGAACCACAACUGUACCUACAACUGUUGCAGAGACAACAACUAUACCCACAAAACCAGCUGGAACCACAACUGUACCUACAACUGUUGCAGUGACAACAACUAUACCCACAACACCAGCUGGAACCACAACUGUACCUACAACUGUUGCAGUGACAACAACUAUACCCACAACACCAGCUGGAACCACAACUGUACCUACAACUGUUGCAGAGACAACAACUAUACCCACAACACCAGCUGGAACCACAACUGUACCUACAACUGUUGCAGUGACAACAACUAUACCCACAACACCAGCUGGAACCACAACUGUACCUACAACUGUUGCAGUGACAACAACUAUACCCACAACACCAGCUGGAACCACAACUGUACCUACAACUGUUGCAGAGACAACAACUAUACCCACAACACCAGCUGGAACCACAACUGUACCUACAACUGUUGCAGAGACAACAACUAUACCCACAACACCAGCUGGAACCACAACUGUACCUACAACUGUUGCAGUGACAACAACUAUACCCACAACACCAGCUGGAACCACAACUGUACCUACAACUGUUGCAGAGACAACAACUAUACCCACAACACCAGCUGGAACCACAACUGUACCUACAACUGUUGCAGAGACAACAACUAUACCCACAACACCAGCUGGAACCACAACUGUACCUACAACUGUUGCAGAGACAACAACUAUACCCUCAACACCAGCUGGAACCACAACUGUACCUACAACUGUUGCAGAGACAACAACUAUACCCACAACACCAGCUGGACCCACAACUGUACCUACAACUGUUGCAGAGACAACAACUAUACCCACAACACCAGCUGGAACCACAACUGUACCUACAAUUGUUGCAGAGACAACAACUAUACCCACAACACCAGCUGGAACCACAACAGCUGCACUAACAACUGUUGCAGGGACAACAACUAUACCCACAACACCAGCUGGAACCACAACAGCUGCACUAACAACUGUUGCAGAGACAGCAACUAUACCUACAACACCAGCUGGAACCACAACAGCUGCACCAACAACUGUUGCAGAGACAACAACUAUACCCACAACACCAGUUGGAACCACAACUGUACCUACAACUGUUGCAGAGACAACAACUAUACCCUCAACACCAGCUGGAACCACAACUGUACCUACAACUGUUGCAGAGACAACAACUAUACCCAUAACACCAGCUGGAACCACAACUGUACCUACAACUGUUGCAGAGACAACAUCUAUACCCACAACACCAGCUGGAACCACAACUGUACCUACAAUUGUUGCAGAGACAACAACUUUACCCACAACACCAGCUGGAACCACAACAGCUGCACUAACAACUGUUGCAGAGACAACAACUAUACCCACAACACCAGCUGGAACCACAACAGCUGCACUAACAACUGUUGCAGAGACAACAACUAUACCCACAACACCAGCUGGAACCACAACAGCUGCACUAACAACUGUUGCAGAGACAACAACUACACCCACAACACCAGCUGGAACCACAACAGCUGCACUAACAUCUGUUGCAGAGACAACAACUACACCCACAACACCAACUGGAACCACAACAGCUGCACCAACAACUGCUGUAGAGACAACAGCUACACUCACAACACCAGCUGGAACCACAACUGUACCCACAACUGUUGCAGACACAACAACUAUACCUACAACUGCUGCAGAGACAACAACUACACCCGCAACACAAGCUGGAACCACAACAGCUGCACUCACAACAGUUGUAGAGACAACAACUACACCCACUACACUAGCUGGAACCACAACUGUACCCACAACAGUUGCAGAGACAACAACUGCACCACCAACAAAUGCAGAAACCACAACUGUCCAUACAACUCUUGCAGAGACAACUACAACACAAGCACCUGCAGUUGUGGAAACCACACCAGCUACUACAGCUGCAAAAACUAAUUAUAAAGUAAUCACUAAAUUUAGAAUAACAAACAGAGACUACAUUCCGGAUCUUGCAGACCCAAACUCAGCUGCUUUUAAAAAGUCGGCAAAGGAUGUUCUUGAUACUUUUACUGUUGUGAUAAGGAAACUUUAUGCUGCCUAUAUAAGAUCCGUUGUGAAAUCAUUCAGGAGCGGUUCUGUUGUUGCUGAACUAGAAAAUGAAUUCCAGAAUGACACGGUUACCCCUUCAUCUGCUGAGAUGGAAAGCAAAGUCUUGGAAGAGAUACGAAGUAAUAGUAGCAGGGUUGGAGAUCUCGAAGUAGAUACCAUGAACACUACUACUGCUGCUGGAACCACAACUGUACCUACAACUGUUGUAGAGACAACAACUAUACCCACAACACCAGCUGGAACCACAACUGUACCUACAACUGUUGCAGAGACAACAACUAUACCCACAACACCAGCUGGAACCACAACUGUACCUACAACUGUUGCAGAGACAACAACUAUACCCACAACACCAGCUGGAACCACAACUGUACCUACAACUGUUGCAGAGACAACAACUAUACCCACAACACCAGCUGGAACCGCAACUGUACCUACAACUGUUGCAGAGACAACAACUAUACCCUCAACACCAGCUGGAACCACAACUGUACCUACAACUGUUGCAGAGACAACAACUAUACCCACAACACCAGCUGGAACCACAACUGUACCUACAACUGUUGCAGAGACAACAACUAUACCCACAACACCAGCUGGAACCACAACUGUACCUACAACUGUUGCAGAGGCAACAACUAUACCCACAACACCAGCUGGAACCACAACUGUACCUACAACUGUUGCAGAGACAACAACUAUACCCACAACACCAGCUGGAACCACAACUGUACCUACAACUGUUGCAGAGACAACAACUAUACCCUCAACACCAGCUGGAACCACAACUGUACCUACAACUGUUGCAGAGACAACAACUAUACCCACAACACCAGCUGGAACCACAACUGUACCUACAACUGUUGCAGAGACAACAACUAUACCCACAACACCAGCUGGAACCACAACAGCUGCACUAACAACUGUUGCAGGGACAACAACUAUACCCACAACACCAGCUGGAACCACAACAGCUGCACUAACAACUGUUGCAGAGACAACAACUAUACCCACAACACCAGCUGGAACCACAACAGCUGCACCAACAACUGUUGCAGAGACAACAACUACACCCACAACACCAGUUGGAACCACAACUGUACCUACAACUGUUGCAGAGACAACAACUAUACCCUCAACACCAGCUGGAACCACAACUGUACCUACAACUGUUGCAGAGACAACAACUAUUCCCACAACACCAGCUGGAACCACAACUGUACCUACAACUGUUGCAGAGACAACAACUAUACCCACAACACCAGCUGGAACCACAACUGUACCUACAAUUGUUGCAGAGACAACAACUAUACGCACAACACCAGCUGGAACCACAACAGCUGCACUAACAACUGUUGCAGAGAAAACAACUAUACCCACAACAUCAGCUGGAACCACAACAGCUGCACUAACAACUGUUGCAGAGCCAACAACUACACCCACAACACCAGCUGGAACCACAACAGCUGCGCCAACAACUGUUGCAGAGACAACAACUACACCCACAACACCAGUUGGAACCACAACUGUACUCGCAACAUCAGCUGGAACCACAACUACACUCACAGCAUCAGCUGGAACUACAACUGUUGCAGAGACAACAACUACACCCAAAACACCAGCUGGAACCACAACAGCUGCACUAACAACUGUUGCAGUGACAACAACUACACCCACAACACCAACUGGAACCACAACAGCUGCACCAACAACUGUUGCAGAGACAACAACUACACCCACAACACCAGCUGGAACCACAACUGUACUUGCAACACCAGCUGGAACCACAACUACACUCACAGCAUCAGCUGGAACUACAACUAAACCCACAACUCCAGCUGGAACCACAACUACACUCAAAACACCAGCUGGAACCACAACAGCUGCAUCCACUACUGUUGCAGAGACAACAACUACACCCACAACACCAGCUGGAACCACAACAGCUGCACUAACAACUGUUGCAGAGACAACAACUACACCCACAACACCAACUGGAACCACAACAGCUGCACUAACAACUGUUGCAGAGACAACAACUACACCCACAACACCAGCUGGAACCACAACAGCUGCACCAACAACUGCUGCAGAGACAACAGCUACACUCACAACACCAGCUGGAACCACAACUGUACCCACAACUGUUGCAGACACAACAACUAUACCUACAACUGUUGCAGAGACAACAACUACACCCACAACACCAGCUGGAACUGGAACCACAACAGCUGCAUUAACAACUGUUGCAGAAACAACAACUCCACCCACAACAGCAGCAGAAACAACAACUCCACCCACAACAGCAGCAGAAACAACAACUUCGCCCACAACACCAGCAGAAACAACUCCACCCACAACACCAGCUGUAACAACAACUUCACCCACAACACCAGCAGAAGCAACAACUCCACCCACAACACCAGCUGUAACAACAACUUCACCCAGAACACCAGCAGAAACAACAACUUUACCCACAACAGCAGCUGAAACAACAACUUCACCCACAACACUAGCUGAAACAACAACUUCACCUACAACACCAGCUGAAACAACAACUUCACCCACAGCAGCAGCUGUAACAACAACUUCACCUACAACACCAGCUGUGACAACAACUUCACCCACAACACCAGCAGAAACAACUUCACCCACAGCAGCAGCAGAAACAACAACUUCACCCACAACACCAGCUGUAACAACAACUUCACCCACAACACCAGCUGUAACAACAACUUCACCCACAACACCAGCUGUAACAACAACUCCCACCACAACACCAGCAGUAAACACAACACCAGCGGUCACAACAGCUCCCCCCACAACACCAGCGGUAACAACAGCUUCACCCACAACACCAGCUGGAACGACAACAUCUUCAACAACACCAGCAAGAACAACAACAACCACAGUACCAGUGGGACUGACAUCUUCAUCCACAACACCAACUGAAUUUGUUAGAACCAUUAGGAUUAGAAUAAUAAAUAGAGUAUUUACAGGUGACCUUAACAAUCCCAGAUCCCAAUACUAUAUGACGCUGAAAAGAGAAAUUGAAGAAUGGCUGCAAGUUAUUAUAAUUCAGCUCUAUCCUGCGUGUAGAAGGGUGUUUGUGAUCAUCUUCAGGUCAGGUAGUGUUGUGUCUGAUAUCGGAGCUGCUUUCGCAAAUGAAACCGUUGCCCCUACUCAAGAGGUGUUGCAGCAGACUGUCAUAGAUGAAAUACGAAGUAAUAGCAGCAUGGCGGGUGAUCUCCUGAUAGAUGAGCAGAAUGCUACAACUGUGGCAACUACAGUGCAAGUGACAACAACUGCAAUGCCAACAACAACAAAUUCACCCACAACGUCAGCUGUAACAACUUCAUUCACAACACCAGCUGGAACAACAACUUCACCAACAACACCAGCAGUAACAACAACUUCCCCUACAACACCAGCUGGAACAACAACUCCACCCACAACACCAGCUGGAACAACAACUUCGCCCACAACACCAGCAGGGACAACAACUUUACCUACAACACCAGUAGGAACAACAACAACUUUACCUACAACACCAGCAGGGACAACAACUAUUUCACCCACAACACCAACAGGGAUACCAACUACUUCACCCACAACACCAGCAGGAACAGCUACUUCACCAACAACACCAGUGGUAACAACUUCAUCCACCUCACCAGCAGUAACAACAACAACGUUGCCCACAACACCAGCAGGAACAACAACUAUUUCACCCACAACACCAACAGGGACAACAACAACUUUAUCCACAACACCAACAGGAACAACAAUUAUUUCACUCACAACAGCAACAGGAACAACAACAACUUCACCCACAACACCAGCAGGAACAACAACUAUUUUCCCCACAACACCAACAGGGACAACAACAAUUUCACCCACAACACCAGCAGGAACAACAACUAUUUCACCCACAACACCAAUAGAGACAACAACAACUUCACUGACAACACCAACAGGGACAACAACAAUUCCACCCACAACACCAGCAGGAACAACAACUUCACCCACAGCAACAGUAGGAACAACCACUUCUUCGCCCACAACACCAACAGGGACAACAACAACUCCACCCACAACACCAGCAGGAACACCAACUAUUUCACCCACAACACCAACAGGGACAACAACAACUUCACCCACAACACCAGCAGUAACAACAACUAUUUCACCCACAACACCAACAGAGACAACAACAACUUCAGCCACAACACCAGCAGGAACAACAAUUUCACCCACAGCAACAGUAAGAACAACCACUUCUUCGCCUAAAACACCAACAGGGACAACAACAACUCCACCCACAACACCAGCAGGAACAACAACUAUUUCACCCACAACACAAACAGGGACAACAACAACUUCACCCACAACACCAGCAGGAACAACAACUUUUUCACCCACAACACCAACAGAGACAACAACAACUUCAGCCACAACACCAGCAGGAACAACAUCUCUUUUACCCACAACACCAACAGGUACAACAAAUACUUCAACGACAACACCAGCAGGAACAACUAUUUCACCCACAACAGCAACAGGAACAACAACUUCACCCACAACACCAGCAAGAACAACAACUAUUUCAUCCACAACACCAGCAGGAACAAUUACUUCAACCACAACACCAGCAAGAUCAACAACAACUUCGCCUACAGGGACAACAACAACUCCACCCACAACACCAGCAGGAACAACAUCUAUUUCACCCACAACACCAACAGAGACAACAACAACUUCAGCCACAACACCAGCAGGAACAACAUCUCUUUUACCCACAACACCAACAGGUACAACAACUACUUCACCCACAACACCAACAGGUACAACAACUACUUCACCCAUAACACCAACAGGAACAACAACUACUUCCCCGACAACACCAGCAGGAACAACUAUUUCACCCACAACAGCAACAGGAACAACAACAACUUCACCCACAACACCAGCAAGAACAACAACUAUUUCACCCACAACACCAGCAGGAACAAUUACUUCAACCACAACACCAGCAAGAACAACAACAACUUUGCCCACAACACCCGCAGGAACAACAACUUCAACCACAAAUCCAGUGGGAACCACAACUUUAACUACAACACCAGCAAGAAACACAACUUCAACCACAAUAUCAACAGCUUCACCAGAUGGUGGAUUUACAACUACACAGAGCUUUUACUUUGUAAACAUUACACUAAAAAUAUUGAACAGAAAUUACACCUCUGACCUUGAAAAUCCAUCUACUGCCUACUAUAAAUCACUGAAAACAGAAAUCGAAGAACCGCUACUAAUUGUAAUAAAAGAGAAUCUGAAGCGGUCCGACUGUAGAGGAGUGUUUGUGAUUCGCUACAGGAAUGAUUCUGUGAUUUCUGAAAUAGCAGUUGCAUUCCCGAGUGAAACAGAUGCCCCUACCGCUGAUGAAUUACAAAAUCAGAUCUUAGAGGCCAUAAGAAAUAACGGAAGCUGGUUGGGAAAUCUUCAAAUUUAUACUGGGAUCCUUACAACCACAGCCCCAAUGCUAUCUGGGACAACGACAACAAACACAUCUACACUUGGAUCAACCAUGAAAAUGACUACACAACCUACCACAACAAGCAGAUCUACACUUGGGUCAACCAUAAAAAUGACUACACAACCUUUUGAAGAUGUUACUGGUGUACCGCUGCAAAUGAGAAUUCUAAAUAGGAGUCUAUCAGAUUAUAAUGACAUCUUAAAAAAGCACAUAGAGGAUGAGGUUACAAAAGUAUUUGUUAAGGUAAAAAAAAACAUGCGGUAUUGCAGACUGGCUGACUACAGGGCCGGGUCGUUAUUUGUUUACCUACUCUUGUUCUUCGCUGAUUCACCCCCUACUAACCAAGAAGUUUUGGACAUAUUUUAUCAAGCUGUGCGUCCAACAGGCUUUAUUCUGACAGACCUGCAGCUUGAACCUGCGAGUAUACGAGCAGGAGCUGCAAUUGAAGCUACUAAUUCUUCCACAACCACCACAAGUGGCACAAGUACGACUAUAAGUGGCACCACACCUGGAACAAGUACAAUGACUACAAGUGGCACCACACCUGGAACAAGUACAAUGACUACAAGUGGCACCACACCUGGAACAAGUACAAUGACUACAAGUGGCACCACACCUGGAGCAAGUACAACUACUACAAGUGGCACAACGCCUGGCACAAGUACAAUGACUACAAGUGGCACAACGCCUGGAGCAAGUACAAUGACUACAAGUGGCACCACACCUGGAGCAAGUACAAUGACUACAAGUGGCACCAAACCUGGAACAAGUACAAUGACUACAAGUGGCACCACACCUGGAACAAGUACAAUGACUACAAGUGGCACAACACCUGGAGCAAGUACAAUGACUACGAGUGGAACCACACCUGGAGCAAGUACAACUACAAGUGGCACCACAUCUGGAGCAAGUACAAUGACUCCAAGUGGCACCACACCUGGAGCAAGUACAACUACAAGUGGCACCACAUCUGGAACAAGUACAAUGACUACAAGUGGUACCACAUCUGGAACAAGUACAAUGACUACAAGUGGCACCACACCUGGAGCAAGUACAAUGACUACAAGUGGCACCACACCUGGAACAAGUACAACAACUACAAGUGGCACCACACCUGGAGCAAGUACAAUGACUACAAGUGGCACCACACCUGGAACAAGUACAAUGACUACAAGUGGCACCACACCUGGAGCAAGUACAACGACUACAAGUGGCACCACACCUGGAGCAAGUACAAUGACUACAAGUAGCACCACACCUGGAGCAAGUACAACAACUACAAGUAGCACAACACCUGGAGCAAGUACAAUGACUACAAGUGGCACCACACCUGGAGCAAGUACAAUGACUACAAGUAGCACAACACCUGGAGCAAGUACAAUGACUACAAGUGGCACAACACCUGGAGCAAGUACAAUAACUACAAGUGGUACCACACCUGGAGCAAGUACAAUGACUACAAGUGGCACCACACCUGGAGCAAGUACAAUGACUACAAGUGGCACCACACCUGGAGCAAGUACAAUGACUACAAGUGGCACCACACCUGGAGCAAGUACAAUGACUACAAGUGGCACAACACCUGGAGCAAUAAUAAUGACUACAAGUGGCACCACACCUGCAGCAAGUAAAAUGACUACAAGUGGUACCACACCUGGAGCAAGUACAACAACUACAAGUGGCACCACACCUGGAGCAAGUACAAUGACUACAAGUGGUACCACACCUGGAGCAAGUACAAUGACUACAAGUGGCACAGCACCUGGAGCAAGUACAAUGACUACAAGUGGCACCACACCUGGAGCAAGUACAAUGACUACAAGUGGUACCACACCUGGAGCAAGUACAAUGACUACAAGUGGCACCACACCUGGAACAAGUACAAUGACUACAAGUGGUACCAUGCCAGGAGCAAGUAAAAUGACUACAAGUGGCACAACACCUGGAGCAAGUACAAUGACUACAAGUGGCACCACACCUGGAGCAAGUACAAUGACUACAAGUGGUACCACACCUGGAGCAAGUACAAUGACUACAAGUGGCACCACACCUGGAGCAAGUACAAUGACUACAAGUGGUACCACACCUGGAGCAAGUACAAUGACUACAAGUGGUACCACACCUGGAGUAAGUACAACGACUACAAGUGGCACCACAUCUGGAGCAAGUACAAUGACUACAAGUGGCACCACUUCUAGAACAAGUACGACCACAAGUGCCACCACAUCUAGAACAAGUACGACCACAAGUGCCACCACAUCUAGAACAAGUACCACCACACCUUUAAAGAUUACAACACCCAUAAAUAUCAGUACUACAAGAAGAACGACAGCCACAACAUCUGAGCAACAAAUUGUAUCAUCAAGUCAGGCAGCUGUCGGAGCGGGUAACAACAAUGAAUCGUUUCCUGGGUACGCCAUCGUCCUGAUCGUCAUAUUUGCUGUGUGUCUGUGCGCAUUCCCAAUAUUGUUUGCCAUACCUCAUAUAAAACUGGACGGUACAGUUGAAUACUGGGCACCUGGCAACAUGCCUUUUGCUUAUAGUUCACCCCAAAACACUGUAUGCAUUUCACCUAUAUGA
Messenger RNA from Bombina bombina (fire-bellied toad), 10833 nucleotides. RefSeq names its product mucin-2-like. Bases 1 to 10833 code for a protein of 3610 amino acids. The record is from RefSeq and is a predicted model, not a curated record. NCBI's taxonomy places the organism in Eukaryota, Metazoa, Chordata, Amphibia, Anura, Bombinatoridae. The transcript has 18 exons.